Pecten maximus is the source of this 6519-nucleotide messenger RNA. RefSeq names its product cadherin-23-like. Gene Ontology annotation, molecular function: calcium ion binding. The record is from RefSeq and is a predicted model, not a curated record. Gene Ontology annotation, biological process: homophilic cell-cell adhesion. Gene Ontology annotation, cellular component: plasma membrane. NCBI's taxonomy places the organism in Eukaryota, Metazoa, Mollusca, Bivalvia, Pectinida, Pectinidae.
CACGCCCACCAAAACCGGUCUUGGAAGUUAUGAAUAGAAACAGCCUGGAUUGAAUGUUGGUCUCAGGCAGGGCGUACAGCAGCUUCGAAGAGUGCUGAUUUUCGUACGAUCAUGUACCAGUCGGCAUGUUGGCUGGGAGUAUGGCUCCUGGUGGGCCUUCAUGCAGUUUGUGGACAACGGCUAGGAGAAAUAACAUUUCAUGCUGACAUGAAUAACUUUGGUAUUAAAGAAGAUGUUGACCCCUCAAUUUCUGUGUACACACUGAAUGCCACCUCUAAUGGAGAUGAAAUAACCUAUGCAAUCUUAAACUCCAACACCUUUGAGUUGAAAAGGUCAUGGGAUGGCAAGGUUUAUCUGAUUAAAACCCUUGACUACGAGAAUAUUUUGGACAGAGAAGUAACAGCGACAGUUGUUGCAAGGAACGAGAGAAGAAAUACUGAGCUGAGUAGAGAGAUCCGUGUGAUCAUUUUGGAUGCCAAUGAUAACGAUCCAAAAUUUGCAUCGGAUACCUACAGUAAAAGCUUGCCUGAGAAUACACCAGUUGGAACGACAGUACUCAGCCCUAAAGAUAAAUUCUAUAUUGAGGACGUUGACGGUGUUAACAAGGUCCUCACGGUCACGUGUGAUCCCAGCAGAGCUGCUGCCCAGCAUACAGACGCCUGCAACUUCUUCGAACUCGUUGGCUUCAAUAGAAGUAACAAUUACUGGUAUGGAUGGCUUGUCCUCAUCCAGCCCAUCGACUACGAAGUCCGAUCUCAGUUCCAGGUCCCCAUCGUUGCAUUUGAUGGAGAGAAUAAUCCUCUUAAUACAGUAGAAAUCACAGUAAUCAACAUUCAGGAUACUCCCCCACGGUGGAUAAAGGCACAGGACAUCACAGUUAUCGAGGAAAAAGUUGUGGGAACAUUAAUUGGCGAUGUGUUGGCCAUUGAUGGAGAUGUAGAAGAACGACGUCCAAUCUUUUAUGAAAUCAUCGACACUGUUGGCAUCGGACACACACUUUUUAGGAUCGACAACGGGACCGGACAGAUCUUUAACACCGUAGUGGUGGAUCGGGAGAGUCCAAAUUUUCUCCAAGGUUAUGUAGACUUAAACAUACGUGCUAGAGAACGCGAUCCAUUGACCGGAGAGCUCGGUGACGCAACAAUCAACUCAACAACGACACAGAUCCGAAUUACCGUAGAGGAUAUUAACGACAAUAAACCUCAGUUUGAACAGGACGAAUACAUUACAAGUCUUCGUGAAGAUGCGCCUAACGAUACUCCGCUCAAUCUGCUCAUCCCAUGUCGGGACCCAGAUCAGGGAAUAAACAACAACUUCAUUUUUACACUGAGCGCCUACAAUGCGGAGUUCAAACUGUCUGACCCAGGAAACCAAUCAGAGUCGGCAUUUGCGCAAAUCCGUGUCAAGGACACAUCCCUGAUAGAUUACGAAGAGGCUCAGAAACAAUAUGUCUUCUUCCUUCAAGCACAAGAGUUUUUGACAGCAGAAAGGUACAGGAGUGAGACAAAAGUCAUUGUCAACAUAAUCGAUGUCAAUGACAACAGUCCUAAAUUCAUUCAGUCCACUUAUGUCAAAAGUAUUCUGGAAACUUCUCCGCCAGGAUUUUCGAUUGAAACAAUUAGUGCCACAGAUCCAGACUCGGGAGACCUGGGCAAAACUGGUAUCGUGUAUGGAAUGACAGGCGACGGCAAGAACUUAUUCCAGUUGGAUGCUAGAUCAGGCCUGGUAACCGUAGCAGAUUGUUCAACUCCAGGAAGUGGAAACUGUAUUGACUUUGACAAGAAACGUCAGUAUGUUUUGACGGUCACAGCUCGGGAUGAGAAUGGACGUGGACGAGCCGGAACCACAACGCUGACAAUCAACAUUCUCGACGUCAACGACAACGCACCAGUGUUUGUCAAUCAGAAUUACACCAGUUACAUUGAGGAGAACAAGAGAAAACCCAACCCCGAGGUAAUUGUGUCUGCCCUGGACAAGGACACUGUGGGCGGAACACUUGCUUAUAGUGUUAUUGCGGACCAGACUGGAAUAUGGGCCGUGAAUUCAUCGGGUUACAUCUACGCUAACCGUGAUGUCAUAUACACCGACACCCCAGGAAAUGUGGGAUUUUUCGUCUUCCAAGUACAGGUUACCGACGGAGUAUUUUCACCUGUUUCUAAUGUCAAGAUCUUCGUUGUCGACAUAAAUGAUAACACACCACUGUUCCCACCUGCAAUAUAUGAAACAACGAUAAGUGAGAGCACACCAGGAGGUACAUCUGUGAUAACAGUGAGUGCCACUGACGGAGAUUCACCAACAACCGAUAAUGGUGUGAUUGAUUACACUGUCCUUUCCGGUACUGAUGGAAAAUUCAUCAUCACUCGAACAACUGGUUUGAUCACAACUACACCAGAUUCCACUUUUGAUUACGAUGUUAAAAAACGAUAUGUUUUACUGGUAUUGGCACGUGAUCGCGGUACCCCACCACUAAACUCCACCAAGCAAGUUUUUGUAAACAUUCGAGACGUCAAUAAUAAGGAUCCAUAUUUUGUACAGUCCACUAUGCAGGCUGAAGUGUAUGAAAACGUUGUGAUUGGUUAUUCCGUCAUCACCGUUGUCGGUAGAGACCCUGAUGCAAAUGCUGUACUCAACUACUUUUUCGUGGAACCAAAAACGGCUUUCAGUCCCCUUGGUAACAAUGUCGACAGGAAUGUCUACGAUUUCACAAAUCUGUUUAGAGUUGAGCAAUCAACUGGAAUUGUCCGGACCAACAGUUCGCUCGACCGAGAUCUUACCUCAGUUUUGACCUACAGCCUAAUUGUGGUGGACGUCAGCGCAAGUCCUCCGCAGACUGGCUCAGGAACACUGAUUAUUACCGUUUUGGAAUACAACGACCAAGCUCCAUACUUUCUGCCUUUCACCAAUCAGACAAUUGAUGAGGAACAGCCAUUCGGGACAUUUGUUAUGGUGCUUCAGGCUCGUGAUCAAGAUGAUGCCAUCGCCGAAUAUCAAAUCAUCGACAACCCAAACCAGUUCUUUGAUAUCAAUUUUCAAACAGGAACUGUGAGCAUAGCAAGAAGGAUAGAUUUUGAGGUGAUAGAAUCAACAUAUUUCACUGCCAUGGUGUUCGACACUGGAAUACCUAGGCUUAGUGCAUCAACGACAGUCUAUUUCACCAUAAACAACAUCAACGACAACUCUCCGAAAUUUCAACAGUCGUCUUACAUAACAAGAAUUCCUGAACAUUCACUUCCAGGGACUUUUGUGAUACAAGUCAGUGCCACAGAUAUUGACAAAGGAGACUACGGAGUGGUGCGAUACACUUUAGGGGAACCUAGCUCCUACUUUGAAAUUGACAAUAUCACGGGUGACAUAAAUGUCAAAGCUGGUGCUAAUUUGGAUCGAGAAACCAUCGGGGAUGUUAACAUACAGGUUACAGCUUACGACAGUCCCAAUACUCCGGACAUCAGUAUCAGAAGGUUCGCCACUACCACAGUGUAUGUUUAUCUGGAUGACAUCAACGACAACAAGCCACGGUUUAGUCAAGCUCAAUACUCCACCACGAUUGUGGAAACCAUUCCGAUGGGAACCAGUAUCUUACAAGUGCGAGCCAGUGACCUUGACCUUGGUUUGAAUGCCCUUAUCGCCUUUGAAAAGAUUCCUGGCAGUGGUGAUAUUAAUGAAUUAUUCCGUGUCAGUAGACGAUCUGGUGCCAUAGAGAUCCAGCAAAGUCUACUGCGUAACUCAGGAGUGUAUACAUUCAACGUAACAGCCACAGACAUGGAUGGCAAUGGUCCAUUUACUGCUAUGGCGGGCGUGAAGAUUACGGUUUUGCAGGCAACCAAUUCGUACCCGGAAUGGAGGACACCUCCUUUUGCCAAUAUGAGCAUCAAUGUCCUCGAGAGCCAGUACCUUGGAAUGCUGGUUUACGACGUUCAUGCUUCCGACUCAGACCGAGGAGUAAACGGUAUGGUCGAUUAUGGUUUCUAUCACAACGGUGUAUACACGACCGCUACACCAGAGUUCAUGAUCAACUCCAUCACUGGUGUCAUCCGAGCCCAGAGAGUGUACGAUCGUGAGGAAGUUGACCGUUACGUGUUGCUGCUCUCGGCUAAGGAUAGGGGAACUCCUUCCCUGGAAUCAACUCGUUUCCUGACUGUUGUAAUUCUAGAUGUUAACGAUAACCCACCAGUCUUCCCUGUGGAUGCACUAGGGGAGACAAUCGAUAUCGAGGUCCAAGUCCCAGAGAAUGCAAACAUCGGAACACUGAUAACACGACUGUUGGCUACAGACCGCGACUUCGAAGCAGAAGCUGUUAAAAUUUACUAUUACAUUAUAAGUGGCAACGAGGGCAACAAAUUUUUCUUGAACAAGACAACUGGUGAGUUAUUCUUGUCCAACCCACUGGACCGUGAGACAAAGAGCAUCUUUCUCCUCGAUAUCCAAGCCACCAACAACGUCAGUGACUACAGCGUCAUUACCAAUCGUCGACGACGUGCGGCCGAUCCUAGCAUUGUUACAGUGAAAAUCCUUGUAGGCGACACCAACGACGCUAAACCUACGUUCACCAAAGUCUUGUACAGCGGCUGUGUUUCUACCCGAUCUGCGAUUGGUCAGAGUAUUAUCAAGGUGCAGGCUAUCGACGUUGAUUCAACCGAUAUAAAAUACAGUAUCACCACCGGCAAUUCCGAGGCACUGUUCGUCAUCGAUGAGAUCACCGGCAUCAUCUCCAACAGAGUACUGAUGUCGAAUACCAACAACCAGGUGUAUAACCUGCAAGUCCAGGCGCGGGAUAGUAACCUACAAGAUAACGCCAAUGUACAGAUUUUUGUGACACAGCCUGAAAAUGGAGUGACACUUGUCAUCACUCAACCAGCAUCAGAAGUGAGACUGUUCAAGGAACAGAUACAGAAGUUACUAGAGAGUUUCACAGAUGCAAACAACCAGCCGAUCUUCACCUUCGUGUGUUUCAAUAGUAUAAGUGACCAUGUGCUCUCGUCUGGAGAUACUUCUAGCCAAUGGGCUGAUGCCGUGAUCUCCACGGGGUGCGCCACAUGCGGCUUCAACGGUGGUGCUGGUGUCUACAGUGGCUCCCAACUCCUGUAUCAACUCCAGAUCUUGCAGAGUCAAAACAGCGACGGUUUUGACCUUCUCUACAUUAAUGAUCUUAAGUUGGCCACAGACAAAGAAGACCAAUUUGAUCGUACUCCUACACUCGUUGUCAUGAUUCUUAUCAUCGUCCUUCUCGUCGUUGGCCUCAUCUUCCUUAUUAUCGCAUGUUACUGCAUCAGGAAAUCCACCAGCAAUGAGCAAAAGACUGCUUUGCUUGAAACCAGAACCGAGGAGCGAUUCGAACAGCCUCCUCAACAAAAUGUGAACCCUAUGUACGAUAACUAUGCGUAUCAACCAGAAACAGUCACCUACGCCAAGGUCGUGAAAAAACACCAAGAACCUGAGCGACCUAAAUACCCUGAACCUGAGCUUCAGUUGGAGUUCCAACCGGAAUACAUUGAAGAACCUGAACCGAUCAUCGUCGACGAAGUUUUAACUACAGAAUAUGUGCCACAGGAUCCUUCUCCACGAUCGUCUGAAAUUCCAAGUGAAAUGAGGAUCGAGACUACUAUCGAUGAUAAUGACGGCGGUAGAGCGUCUCCCGAGGAACCAGCCGGGUAUCGGAUAGAAACAUCCUAUUAGAUUUUUCCAAGAAAAAAGAAUUUAGAGAAGAAAAAACAGUCUCAAAUAUUUUUUUAUGAAAUUUCAAAAUUGAAAAUUAGAUUUUACUGAAGAAUAAAUUAUUAGUGCUAUCAGAAUAAUUACACUGCAAAUUGAAUUUGAAUAAAAUUUUGUAAAACGUCAUUUAAAAAUGUUUAAGCAGGUUGUAAUAUUGACCUGAACUUUUGUUUGAUGAAAUAUUACCUGAUAAAUCUUUGAAUGCAAUUGUCCUAAAGUCAUUGUCAACGAAGCUGCCUACUCCAGAAUGGAGAAAAAGGACAUUUUAAUUUCUUCCAUGAAUAAAUUUUCUUUAUCUUUGAAAGAAUGAUGUAGUUUGUGAUAUUAGAGAAUAUAUGCAAUGUCAAUGUAACAAUCCAGAUCGCUUAUCAUUAUUCACUUUUUCACUUAUAUUCUUGUGAAAUUUAUAAAAGAAUAUCAUCAUCUGUUGAUAAAGUGUAAAUUAGAUUUAGAUCACUGUGACCUACUUUCUGGCAUCACUGACUUUUUUCCAGAAUUUUGUACACUAAUAAAUGCGAGGGUCAAUAUACAUUUGAAUGUUUUACAAACAAAUUCUAGUUGGAAAAAUUGGCUUGAUAAAAAGUUUUUAUCAAUAUUUUACAUGGUUUGGAAUUGUUUUUUGAAAAUCCCAUCAUAUAAUUGUUUUUUCCAAGAAGUGCUCUACUUUUUGUUUUUGGGUUUUUUUUCUUCGUUUUUUUUUUUUUUUUUUUUAUCACAAUUGAAUGAGUGCUUUUGAAUGUGUAUACUUGUGUAGAAAUACAGUUACUUUAUUAGUGAAUUAAUCUUGCCAAGGAUUUGUGUAUAAUUAUA